Messenger RNA from Hemicordylus capensis (graceful crag lizard), 2034 nucleotides. RefSeq names its product EF-hand calcium binding domain 9 (gene EFCAB9). The coding region runs from base 1215 to 1868 and encodes 217 amino acids. Gene Ontology annotation, cellular component: sperm principal piece; cytoplasm. The record is from RefSeq and is a predicted model, not a curated record. NCBI's taxonomy places the organism in Eukaryota, Metazoa, Chordata, Lepidosauria, Squamata, Cordylidae. The transcript has 5 exons. Gene Ontology annotation, biological process: flagellated sperm motility. Gene Ontology annotation, molecular function: calcium ion sensor activity.
ACUAGCAGGUGCCACUUCUGUGCACAUCCCUACCACACGCUCACACAGUGCGUUAAUGGAGCUCCAGGGGGCAGGGCGACAUGUCGAUCCUUGGAGCUACUGGUAGCAGCCAGACUGUGCUCACCUGGGCAUGCGAUCUGCCCGCCCAAAGAAAGAGUACUACUUGCCUGCAGGGUGGUAAGCUCUUCAAGGCUUCCUUCCCACAAACCCUAUUGCCCUUUCUCAGUGGUCAUGAGAAAGGGCUCAAUGUGAGUUUUUUUCUUUCUUGGUGAGGGGAGGUAACUUUGUAAACAAAACUGAACCAAAAUAUUAGCAAAAAACAGGGCAGGUAAAUUUGGAUUUAGAAUUUACACUUUUCCUUUAACCAUGUUUGUCUUCUCUACCUCCCCCCGCCCUCCCCUGCACAGCUGGAGAAUCCCAAUAUCCAAGGAAUGAAAAUAAGUAAAAUAUAUAGCUUCAGUAUUCUAUAAUAUCCCCCCUCCCCAGGAGCUUUGAUAGGUUCUGCCAUCUAGGGGCAUUAAUUGGGUCACAUUCCUGUAAAGGGUUAUUGCAAUGAAGGCCUAGUGAAAUUAAUGGGACUUCUGUUUGUUGUGAUGAACACCACAUCACUGUUGCUUUAAAUGGGAUUUGGAACUAGAUUCAUUUCACAAAUAUUUGUUCACACAAGAGGUUUACACCAGUAAGCAAUAUGACAUCAAGGCAAGGACUUGUGUAUUUGCAGCUUAUUUGUUAUUAGAAAAAUAGCAUAUAAGUGUUUUUUUUAUAUUGGAAAACCAGUCUCAGGCAAGUCCUCUCAUGAUUUUAUUUAUAUUUUGAAUAUUUAAAGUUUGCACAUUGUCAGUUUUAAUGUUAUAGGCACAGCUCAGCAAAAGUUAGUCUAUCGGCGUAAAGUUGCAACUAGCCAAAGUGAGUCAGAUGUAUAUACAGCUUACUGCUUAAUUAAAUUGAUUCUAAUGUGAUGAUGCCACAAAUAGCUUAGGGUGUACUACAAUAGUAUACAAGGUAGGAAUGCUCAUUUCUGUUGUGCAUUACUACCAGCACCCUGAGUCUCUUUGUAACAGAAAGCGCCAGUUUUGCCCAUGUUUGGUCAAUGUCCAGCAGGCUUCUUUCACCAUCAUGUUCCAGUUCCAAGACAGAAUCCUUUUAUUGUGAUGCAGGCAUCACCUUGACCAACUUAGAACAGCCACGAGUAAGCAGGAUUCAUUACUGGCAAGAUGAAACUGAAACAACAGAGUUUCCUGCAUUUUUUGUGUUUAGAUAGAAUAUACUGUUUAUUAUCUGUCCGAAAUGCUAGAGCACUGGCCUACUACUUUAAUCUACUCGAUGUUCACAAAAAGAAUGCUUUGAAUAAUUUGCAGUUCUACAACUUUCUCUAUUAUGUGACUGACCUGACGAUGACUCAGAUCGUGCUGGUGUUUGACUUGCUAGACUGGGAUGGCACAGGAGAGAUCGGCUUUGAUGAGUUCUACAUGUUGGUGUGCAUCAUAAUGUCUCACGAGGCACACCAUCUGCAGAAUAUCAUCAUGAUGAAAAUCAACCAGAACACACUGAGCCACCUUGAAAAGCAGUUCAUGUAUCGUCAUUCUCAUCCUGUUUUUGAGUUGCUGGAUAUUGAUGGAGGGCACACAAUUGGUCCAGCAGAAUUCCAAGCCACUCGCUUCCUUUUCAACAUUAAGAAGGCAGAGCUGAGUCAGAUAUUCAAGGACUUUGAUAUCUCUGGAGACGAGCAACUGAAUUACAAGGAGUUCAAGAUGUUUACAAUCUUCUGCAUUGAUAGACAACAGAAGAAGGCAAGAGAGAAGCUGAAGAAGCUACAGAAGGCUGAGGCUGCAGCCCAAGAAAAUGAGUUUGAUUUCACCAAACUGUAAUUACAUGUGGAAGAAAAAAUGAGUCCUGUUUCUUCCACAGCCAGAAUAUCAUCUGGACACACACACACACACACCCCUGUGAUAAAAAGGCAUGGAUGAAAAAACUCAACCAGCUCAAAAUAGUUAUAAGAGAUUAAUUAGCAAUAAAAUAUGCAUUUGCUAUCUA